Molecule: messenger RNA, 919 nt
Organism: Rhagoletis zephyria (snowberry fruit fly)
Lineage: Eukaryota; Metazoa; Arthropoda; Insecta; Diptera; Tephritidae
Molecular function (GO): nucleic acid binding; RNA-DNA hybrid ribonuclease activity
Source: RefSeq, a predicted model, not a curated record
AUAACUCUCCACAGAUUAACACUAGUUACAGUUUUACGUAUAACAAAUUCAAAGAAAUUAUCGAAAACAUAAACACGAACACCCAGUUUAUAAAGCAUGCAAAUUUAAAAUUAGUUCCACCAAAACUGGGGCACGCAAAGAAAAAAUUCUCUGAAAGGCAGCUGAUGUCGUUGUACCAGGAGAAGAAAGAAACAAUGGAAAAAGAAGGACUCUACCUAUUCGCCACUGAUGCGUCCAUAGCUGAUGAUUGUGUAGGAUGUGCUAUCCAUGACAUAUGUAGCGAUACAUCUUAUAUGUACAAACUAAAUGAAAAAUUCUCCUCCACUUUUGGUGAACUCUGUGCCAUUAGGCAGGCUGUAAGAAUUGCAAAGAGAUUGAAACUAUCCAGGAUAGGUAGUUUUACAGACAGUGCUGCUGCGGUCAAGUUACUGGAGCAGGACUCCACAAACAACUUCGUGGUGGCAGAAGUACAUAAUGAGGUUUGUAACUCUUCUAUUCACGAUAUCACUAUAUGCUGGGUACCGAGCCACGUAGGUAUUGGCUUCAACGAGAAGGCAGAUCUUGCAGCCAAGACUGCAGUAGAUAGGGGUUUAGUCAUGGAAAGCAUGUAUACCUUUCAGGAAGCUAUCACACGCAUUAGAGAUAAGAUCUGGAAUGAUUGGAAUGUUGAAUAUCAGAACACAUGUCUAGUUAAAGGGAAAACCUUUGCACAAAUACAACCGUCAGUGACGCGGACUGCGGACUUCGUGGUUCACGAAAAACCAACACAACCUGCCUCCUUCUGACAUCAAAAUUCUAAAUCGUCUUCUGACUGGGCACACUUAUUGUAGAUAAUAUUUAAGUAAAUUCAGACAUGGUACAACCAGCCUGUGUCAUUUUUGUAGCUCUGUUGAAACCGCAAACCACCUUUUGUUUGAAU